Messenger RNA from Sander lucioperca (pikeperch), 2774 nucleotides. RefSeq lists its product as uncharacterized. The record is from RefSeq and is a predicted model, not a curated record. NCBI's taxonomy places the organism in Eukaryota, Metazoa, Chordata, Actinopteri, Perciformes, Percidae. The coding region runs from base 455 to 1183 and encodes 242 amino acids. The transcript has 5 exons.
CCCAGCCCACCACCAGUACCAGCACCCCUCCUCCACUCUGAGCUCAGUCACUCACACACACUCUCUUUUCUCUCUCUUGCUGUGUGUCAGUCCCUCUCUCCCCCUCGACUUCCUCUAAGUGGCCACAGCUCCUCUCUUUUCUCCUGUCCUCUUUACAUCCCUCCACCACUCUCUUUCCUACUCCUGCUGUCGAGAGCAACCCGGCUCUGUCUGUUCGUCUUCACCUCUACAAGUUAAACGGAUCUCAGGCCGCUACUUUCACUAACUUUCCACUGAAGACUUUAUUUUCAUUCUUGACCUUUUUUAUUUUUGGUCCUUCACCCUUCCCCUCUGGAGAGGCCGGUUGGUGUGUGUCUGGCGUGUGUGCAGCAGCGUGUGCAAGGGCUCUGGUGUUGUGCUCUGCCCCAAGAGAGUCCAUAAAGGUUGUGACUGGAGGAGAAAAGUUUUCACCACAAUGAAUGUUCAGCUGCUGCUCCUGUUGGCCCUGGUUGGCCCUUUCUGCGCCUUCACACAUGCAAGCCCCACAGAGAUCCCUCCACAUGAUGAUGAUAUCACUGAGACUGUAGCAGACAUCAUCUCUGAGGCCACCGAGGCUCCAAAAGAGGACCUUACUGUUAUCACUGGUCCUCCUGCAACUGAACCAGCGGCGGCCCCUGAAGAAGUCGCAACAGAAGUGCCUGAAGUUUUCGCAACAGAAGUUGUCACCGAGGCGGCGCUUCCUGCCUUUACUGUCAAUACUGAAGAGGCUGUCGUCGAGACAGAAGCCCCUGCUGCUGCUACUGCAGCAGCACCUGCUGCUACUGCAGCAGCACCAGAACCCCUUUUCACUGACGCUCCUGUAGUGGAGACCAAAGCUCCCAAUGAGUCAGCUGAGGUAGAGGUCCAACCUGAGGUGACGGAAGCCGCCAAGACGGUUGAAGAGGUGGUCGUUGAAGACGACACAGAGGGUCUGUCCUACAGAGGGCCUGAGUUCUGGCCAGGUAGCCGGCAUUGUGAUUGGCGCUCUGUUGGCUGUGGUCAUCCUCAUCGCCGUGGUGAUUGCUGUGGUGAGGAGGAUGGGAAAAUACUCGUCUGCCAAGAGCAAAAAACCUGCGAAAAAAGACAGCGUUAUGGUUUCUCCCUUGAGGAAAAAGUCUGCCAAGCAGCAGGAGCGCUCAAAGUUCUGGAAAUUCUGAACUACUGAAUUGUGACGUCUUUUGCGAUCAUUAAAACAAGCACGAUACCAGAACUAAACUAAUCUAACCAGGACUCUGGACUGUUGCCAAAAAAGAGGGGGAGGGAGGCUUGUGUGUUAAUGUAUAUUCUGUAUGAGUGACAAGACAAGAGGGGUACAAGAGCAAAACAUCCUCACCCCCCCCCCCAAAAUGCAUUUUGUUAUUAAAAAAAGAGGGAAAGAAAGGUAGGGGAUUAUCUGACAUACUGUAUAUGGAUAACAAUUCUCUCCUUUAAAGAAUGACUGAUUUAGAUUUGCAUGGACGUUUGAGAGGACAUAAAAAUUGCAAAAUACUGACAAAACAAAAGGAAAUCAAAUACACAUGAGAGACUGUUACAAAUUCCACAGGAGGAUGUAUAUACACAAUGCAAGGGGUCUACAGUACAUAGUAUACAGCUCAUGAGUUUCUCAUAUGUUGCAGUCAGGGGCGUAGCACAAAACUCUGGACCCUGUACACAGGCAUCCCCUAUGGGCCCCUCCCCGCAUCCACGGCUAUUCAUUCUAGUAUCUUUGUGGGCCCCCCUUCUCAUAUGAGGGCCCUGUAUACUCAGUCCCCUUUUCCCCCCAGUCCAACGCCCCUGGUUGCAGAUGCAUAGGCUAGUGUUUUAUUAUGGAAUACACAGUACAUACAGAAAGCCUUAGGCUAUUGUUGUGGCUAACAGACCUUUAAAGCACCCCUGAGCACCAGUUAAAACAUUUUCUCACGUAGCUAGAAUCCCUGAUAUAUUGGCCAACUGUAUGAAGCACCGUGUGCAGAAGUUGUUUAGACAUAACACACCCAUGAGCUCUGAGGGCUAGCAUGGGGCUUACAGAAAAGAAAAGGCACCCUCAUUUGCAAGAGUAACGUGACAUUCUGCCCACUUUAACACUGACAUAUAAAAACCUAAUACAUAUCUGUGAAAUUUAGCAGAAGGGUUUGUGCCACUGUCUCUGGUAUUCUCUAGGUAGUUAGGGGGAUUUUAACUUUUGAAGUGCAUUAUUAAUGUGAAUUGACUGUACUUUUUAACUGCCACCCAUUCCAAAACAAAACAGCUUCGAUGACUUCUGGCUCGUUCCUUAUGAAGGCUUAAACACAAGCCAGUGGUUAUUAGACAUAGUGAUAGCAUUGUCCUGACAAUUUAUUCAUAGUACUUCUGUUAAUAGUUAGAUUACCAGAACAGCCAUCCGGUCUUUAAAUUGAGCUAACCCCAGAUUGCGUGCACAGGAUGACAUUUUAUAGUUGCACUUAGUUUUAGUGCACAGUGUUAGGCAGUAAUGCCCUAUUUUGUUAUUUUUGCAAUAGUAAGUGUGCUAAAUGGGUGUACAAAUAAUGAAGUCUCAGCUUAGCUCCGCUUGCUUUACAAACUCGUUUAAUAUGUGCACUGAAUGAGUGAUGUAAUGUUUAAUGAAUAGGCUUUAGACACUGCAAAUGUUUGCAACGACAUGUCUUUGUUUCCUCUCCUCUGCUUUGCCACAUAUUAUCAGUUCUUAAUUUGUGCCAUCUGAUUUGUUUGAACCCUUUUAUUUAAUUGCAGUGUUUUUGUUCAUACUGUUUCAAUAAAAAACUGAAAACACUCUGAAA